CCUCCUGGAUUUUCUCUACCCCCUCCGGUAUCUAAUGCCCCACCAAACUCAAUAACAGCCUUGCCGUCUCAGAGCAACUCUCUUGAUGUUGGAAAUCAAGAGUUAUGGGUCGAGACCAAAACAGCUGAAGGAAAGAGUUACUAUUACAAUGCACGAACACGAGAAUCUGCAUGGACAAAGCCAGAGAAUGUGAAAAUCAUCACUCAAUCAGAGGUAGAAGCAAUGGCUGCUCAAAUGACUAGUCAAACCCCACCUACUGUUACCACUAAUACUGUAUCCUCUCCAGGGGGUACUACAACUACUGCUGCUGCUCAACCAGCUGUGGCACAAGACUUACCUCCUGGAUUUAAUCCAAAUUUGGUACCUCCUGGUUUUAAUACUAAUGUAAUGCCACAGUUGAGUACGCCAGUAACAGCAGUGUCCACAGCCGCAACUGUAACACCUCCACUUGUUAUUGCAGCACCUCAAUCAGAGACGGUUCACACAACUGACCAGUCUGCUGUUGUAGCAGAAAAACCACCCCAAGGCCAGCUUCCUGCGAAACCCCCAGAGGUUGCUGAAUGGUCAGAACACAAGAAUGCUGAUGGCCGAGUCUAUUACUAUAAUGCCAAAACAAUGGAAUCCACUUGGGAUAAACCACAGGUUCUUAUAGAAUGGGAUGCCAAACUAGCACAGCUCCAGAAGCCUGACCCAGCUGCCACAGCCACUGAGUGUAGCACUCAGAUUAACACGAUGUUACAAGUAAAUGGAACAGAAGAAUCGGAGGAAAUUCCCAUGGAAACAUUACCUUCAAAAGAAGAAGAAGAGAAAAGCGAUGAGGAUGAAAAGCAGAAAGAAAGUGAGGAAAAAACCGAAGAACAAAAGGCUGCUGAUAAAGCUCGACCUGUUUCUAGUACCCCUGUUCCUGGAACCCCUUGGUGUGUUGUUUGGACUGGAGAUGGCCGAGUUUUCUUCUAUAAUCCUAGUCAGCAUCUUUCUGUUUGGGAAAAACCUGAAGGACUUGUUGGUCGUGCAGAUGUUGAACGAAUGCUACAAGGUCCACCAGGUGGCUCUCCAGCUGAUAAAAAAAAGAAAGAGGAAGAAGAUGAAGACGAACCUGCUACCAAAAAAAAGAAAAUUGAUAAAGAUGAAAGCAAGUUAGAUGAUAAGAGAGAAACUAUAAAACAGAUUGAUGCUGGUAAGGAAGCUGCUAUAGAGGCUGAAGUUCAAGCAGCAAGGCAGAGAGCUAUAGUACCUUUGGAGAUUCGGAUGAAACAGUUCAGAGAUAUGUUGGCAGAGAAAGAGGUGUCUGCAUUUUCCACUUGGGAGAAAGAAUUACACAAGAUUGUGUUCGAUACAAGAUAUUUAUUAUUGACAUCAAAAGAGCGUAAACAGGUGUUUGAGCAAUAUGUUAAGGAACGAGCUGAAGAAGAAAGACGGGAGAAACAUCGCAAACUGAAGGAGAAAAGGGAAUCAUUCAGGAUGCUGAUGGAAGAGGCAAAGUUGCACGGCAAGUCAUCUUUCAGUGAUUUUGCAGCUAAAUAUGGUAAAGACGAGCGUUUCAAGGGGAUUGAAAAGAUGAGAGAGCGUGAAUCUAUGUUCAGUGAUUAUGUAUCUGAACUUCGCAAAAAGGAGAAAGAAGAGAAGUCUACCCAGAAAGAGAGGUUGAAAGCCGAGUUUAUGCAGCUUCUGAAAGAGACUUCAAUUAUUGAACGUAAUUCUCGCUGGAGUGAAAUCAAGAAAAAGAUCGAUUCCGAUCCUAGAUAUAAAGCUGUGGAGAGUAGUUCUCGUCGAGAGGACUGGUUUCGAGAUUAUGUGAAAAACAUGGAGGAGGAAUCAGAUGACGAAGAUCGUAAGCAAAGGGAAAAACAAGAACGUGUUGAAGCCAGUCUAAGAGAACGAGAGAAAGAAGUCCAACGGACACUAUCUAAUUCUCUCCGAGAGCGAGACAAAGAACGAGAACAACACAAGAAAGAUGAAGCCAUACAGCAUUUCAAAGCUUUGUUGGCUGAUCUUGUGCGUAACUCUGAAUCUUCUUGGCGAGAAACAAGAAAACAAUUGCGUAAAGACCAUCGUUGGGAACUGGCGGAUUUGCUUGACCGUGAUGAGAAGGAAAAAUUGUUUGAGGAACAUAUUGAUAUUUUAAAUAAGAAAAAUAAAGAGAUGUUUCACAAACUCCUUGAUGAAACUCUUCAGAUUACAUUGACCUCUUCUUGGAAAGAUGUGAAGAAAAUGAUCAAAGAUGAUCCUAGAUAUUCCAAGUUUUCAUCUAGUGACAGGAAAAGAGAAAAAGAAUUUGAAGAUUAUCGCUAUGAACAAAUUGCUCAAGCUAAAGCAGAUUUCCGGGAAUUGUUAAAAGAGACUAAACUGGUGACAUACAGAUCAAAAAAGAUGAUAGAAGAAAAUGAAAUACAUUUAAAAGAUAUAGAAACAAUUUUACAGAAUGAUCGUCGAUAUUUGGUGUUAGAUUGCAUCGCAGAGGACCGCAAAAAGAUUCUUUUAUCCUACAUUGAUGAUUUGGACCGCAAAGGAGUUCCUCCACCUCCAACAGCAUCCGAACCAUCCAGAAGAACCACCAAAUAAUGAUAGAUUCCUGAUUAAGGCAGAGGAAAAAUGACAACGUUGUUGCAUUUCUAGCUUCUCAUUUUUCUUGUUUUAUCUUUCACACAUUUUAUACCAUACAUUUACAAACUUACAGCCCCUUUCCCAACCACAAACUAAUGAACUGUUUUAGAUUUCCAUCCUUCAUAUUACUACUGUACUGUAGCUAAAAUACCAAAGCCUUCAAGCUCUAACUUAUAACUGCUGCCUCACCCAUUCGUUCCAGCUGUUCUUGGCUCUGUAACAUUGGACUCAGCAUUUUACAGUACUAACAGUCAUUUUUUUAGCAGUAACAGUUGGCCUGUUUUUUUUUUUUUUUUUUGGUUUCUAUUUCAUGACUUUUAUUUUAUACAUUUUUCCAUGUAAAUUAUAAUUAAAACAAAUGAAUGGGA
Messenger RNA from Octopus bimaculoides (California two-spot octopus), 2972 nucleotides. RefSeq names its product transcription elongation regulator 1. The record is from RefSeq and is a predicted model, not a curated record. Gene Ontology annotation, cellular component: nucleus. Gene Ontology annotation, molecular function: transcription coregulator activity; RNA polymerase binding. NCBI's taxonomy places the organism in Eukaryota, Metazoa, Mollusca, Cephalopoda, Octopoda, Octopodidae.